UAUGACAACAACAAUAAGUAAACAUGAUCUACAAUUACAACAACAACAACAGCAACAAACAAACCAGCAGCAACAACAACAACGUUCUUCAUUAUUAUAUAAAAAUUUUACUAAUACAAGUUAUACAAUUAAUAAUAUUAAUAAAACAACAUUAGCCACACCAACAACUUCAGCGACAACAUAUAUAACAAGCGGUACCGAUAAUGCUACUUUCAUACAAAUAGAUUCGUUAAAUAAUAAUACAAAUUCACUUGUUUCGACUACGUUAGCAGCAAAUGAAUCCACUACCAUUGCAAUUAAUAAUAAUAAUGGCACUAUCGAUACCACAACAAUCGAUACAUCAAUCGAUAUCUCCAGCACUGCUCAAACGAAAACACAAAAGCGUUGUUCAUUACUUAAUUUUAAAUCUUUCGACUUUAAUAUUAAAUCUUUAUAUUCGGGAUUACGUAGUAGCAAUAAAACCUCACAAACGCAAUCAACAACAACAAUAGCGGGUAAUGCAAAUGGCAGUAGCGGUCUGAUAACAGAUACACCGACCGGUCAACGUACACCAGCCGUUAAUAAUCGUAUGCCGCCAUAUUUAAAAAUCGAAGCUGUCGACACUGAAGAAUCGGAGAAUUUACUUUUAGAUUAUCCGCAAUCGCCCUACUCAUCAAGACGCAAUAGCUCACAAGAGAAUCGCUCUAGUACACAGCUGUUGCAUAUAAGUCAUCGUAUGGAAGAUAUGUCACGUUCACAGGCUAGUUCGCCUUCACCAUAUUUUCUUUCUCCAUAUGUUUAUGAUAUGGCAACUGGUGGUAAUAUAAGACGUUCCUCUACUUCAGACAUACAGUGUAAACGCAGCGGUUCUUCAAGUGGCAGUGAUAGUCGACGUCCGAGUACUUCGGAUCUGUUAAGAAAGGCACGUGAACGUCGUGGUAGCGAAGCUCGUAUGGGUCGUAGCGUUUCACAUGCAGGUUUGCCACGCGGUGCAUUUAGUCAUGUACCAGCAGUUCAAAUUAAAUUUACUUUUUUAAUUAUUAAUCCGUCCCAAAUUGUAGUCAACGAAUUUGCUUACCGAAAUCGAAUGAUUUUUGAAAACAUACAAGUCCGAUGAAUAUUUUACAACAUAGACUAUCUUCAACGUGGUCUACGUAAACUAUAUGAUUUAUAGCACUAUUGUCAAAUAAAUUACUAAAAAAAGAUAUAUCCCAUAACAAAAUGUCAAAACACAGAAAAAUUUUAGCGAAAUAAUAGGUGAACCUAACUGAGGUAUUAAUGAGUGAUGGUAAACGUAGAGCCAUUAAAAUUAAAUCAGUUCAAAUAUACAAAUUAUAAAUUAUUUUAUAUAAUA
Teleopsis dalmanni is the source of this 1333-nucleotide messenger RNA. Its product is annotated as probable basic-leucine zipper transcription factor E. Lineage: Eukaryota; Metazoa; Arthropoda; Insecta; Diptera; Diopsidae. The transcript has 2 exons. The record is from RefSeq and is a predicted model, not a curated record. The coding region runs from base 2 to 1096 and encodes 364 amino acids.